GGUGCUCUGCUCGAUGUGCCGCAUACCAUCCUCUCUCGCCCCCCCCCACCCCCCCUCUGCCUUACCUUGUUUGUUGCACUUCGAAUCUCGGUCCCCACAGGUGGCUCAUGAAAUACUAAACAAAUCCUCGCACUACACACCAUUCCUAGCUCAACAGUGAACUAUUAUAAAGCUCGAUCGAGCCCGCUACAACACUCACACAUCAAGCUCUGCGACUCUAGAGUUCGCUCGUAAUAAUCUCUGAGAAUUUCACAGAGGUUGUUACAACUGCUGAAUAUGAGAGUUUGAUCUGUCAUCCGAUCCUGCUGGUCCUCAGACUGACAGGUCGCUCGCUCAGGUACGAGCUCUGACCUUGGGCUUGGAAAAUCUCGAAGAGAACAAUGGAUGGGUCGAUGCAUGGAGUCACGGGGCGAGAGCCAGUGUUUGCCAUGAACAUGGAAACCGUCGGAGAGAGCAAGGAUGGUGCUGCGGGUGUGCCCACCGAUAUCAAAGGCAGGCCUUUCAAGAUGCCUGUGGACUCCGAGCACAAGGCCAAGACUGUCAGACUGUACUCUGUCGUUGCACCUCACAUGCGGACGUUCCACUUGUCAUGGAUUUCGUUCAUGGUGUGCUUCUUCUCGACAUUCGCGGCUCCGCCACUCAUGCCCAUCAUCCGGGACAAUCUCAAUUUGACCAAGGGGGACAUCGGGAAUGCGGGAAUCGCAUCCGUGUCGGGGUCGAUCAUCUCGCGUCUGCUCAUGGGGACCAUCUGUGAUCUCGUGGGUCCUCGUUACGGGUGCGCGAUUCUCAUGAUGAUGACAGCUCCGGCUGUCUUCUGCAUGCCUCUCGUGUCGACUGUCACCGGAUUCAUCCUGGUCCGUUUCUGCAUCGGAUUCGCUCUGGCCACUUUCGUGUCGUGUCAGUUCUGGAUGAGUUCCAUGUUCAACAGCAAAAUCGUCGGUCUCGCCAAUGGCACGGCUGCAGGGUGGGGAAAUCUCGGAGGGGGUAUCACCCAGCUCGUCAUGCCACUGGUGUACAACCUCAUCAAGAACCAGCUCCAUUCGCCUAACUACACCGCCUGGCGACUCGCAUUCUUCGUUCCCGGCGUGAUGCAGACAUUCAUGGGCAUGGUCGUCCUCGUUCUGGGUCAGGAUCUCCCCGACGGCAAUUACGCCGCCCUCAAGAGAGAAGGAGAGAAGGUUAAUGACAGCUUUAAAAAGGUUCUUCUGUACGCCGCCACGAAUUACCGCACGUACAUUUUCGCCUUGACGUACGGGUACUGCUUCGGAGUGGAGCUCACCGUGGACAACAUCAUCGCCGAGUAUUUCUACGAUCGCUUCGACCUGAACCUGCAGACGGCUGGAAUCAUCGCGUCGACCUUCGGGCUCAUGAACAUCGUCUCGCGCCCUCUGGGAGGCAUUAUGUCCGACCUCGUGGCCUCGAGAUUCGGCAUGAGAGGUCGGCUGUGGAACUUGUAUAUCAUCCAGACCCUGGGCGGCGUUCUGUGCAUCAUUCUCGGUGUCACCGGGCAGUUGUCAUCCGCCAUCGCCGUGAUGUUGAUCUUCUCGUUCUUCGUCCAGGCUGCUUGCGGGGCCACGUUCGGCGUCAUCCCCUUCAUCUCCCGCAGAUCUUUGGGGGUGAUUUCUGGAGCCACUGGAGCUGGUGGCAAUGUCGGAGCAGUUGUGACUCAGGCUCUCUUCUUCAUGAGCUCGAGCUACACCACCGAGAAGGGAAUCAUGCUCAUGGGCAUCAUGAUUGUGUGUGUCACCCUCGUCGUCCCCCUUGUAUACUUUCCUCAAUGGGGGAGUAUGUUCUGUCCUCCUUCCAAGGCUACCGAGGAGGACUACUACACAAGCGAGUGGAAUGAGAUGGAGCAAUCGAAGGGGCUCCAUCACGCGAGCUUGAAAUUCGCCGAGAAUUCCAAAUCUGAGCGGGGCAAGAGAGUAGUCCCGUCGUCCAGCCCUUCGGCUGGCAACACGCCUCAACACGCAGGUCAAGUUCCCUCCAAUGUCUGAACGAGUUUUAGAAUUCCAUACUGGUAACCACUCGGAGAUCUCCCGGCGCUGUCGACAAUGGAGACUGAAAUUUCAGUCUGUUUCUCUUAGGCAAUCAAUCUGUCAGUCCUGCUAUGCCAAGUAGCUGUCGUAUACAUUAAUCGUUCGCACUUGUGUGACUGGUACUUAAUCUUGCCUGUGGAGCUAGCGCACCUCGGUAUUCACAGAACGAGUUUGACCUCGCGGAUUAGUUUGUAUCAUAUAAUUUAGGACGUCUUACACAUAGUGAAUGGAGGAUCUUUCUCCUCUUCGUUCCAUCUCGUGUUCACCUCAAUUACUACAAUUUUAGAGUGGAGAUGGAAACCCUUUAUCAACCCUUUAACCUAAUCAAUGAAGAACUUGGAGGCACAAAUACUGCCAUUCCGGUGCCAUUGGAAGCUACAUUCCUCACCCAGCUGCCAGUCGCUGAGGUUUGAUUUAGAUUCUUGACGGUUCUGUACAGCUACCGCUAGAUUUUUGUCAGCAGUAGCCUCAACAAUGUACUCGUACCCAAACAUAAAUAUAUCCA
Messenger RNA from Marchantia polymorpha subsp. ruderalis, 2541 nucleotides. The record is from the annotation of a GenBank genome assembly. NCBI's taxonomy places the organism in Eukaryota, Viridiplantae, Streptophyta, Marchantiopsida, Marchantiales, Marchantiaceae.